AUGAUUCGCUACUAUAUCGACGCUUUACUGCUAUGUCUUGCGACGGUGUCGGUGGUACCAUUCCCGCAGCUUCAGCCACCUAAUAGCACAAUGUGCCAGAAAAUGAUUAUGUGCUACUAUGACCAUGUUCACAACCGAGCGCCGCCAUGUACUUCCCUGGAAGGUAUCGACAAGCUGAACAAGUUAGCAUCGUGCCAUAUGGCAGGCUCCCUGAAGCAGUUGCAAGACAUGCAACAAGCGCGGCUGAAGAAAAUCAUUGAAUGCGUUCAGCGUAGAAUGAUUCGUCAUAAGGAGAUCGAGGUUGAGGAUCCUUUCUACUAUCCAUUACCUAGGAACACGUUCAGAUGCCCAUAUCCUCGCCUCGGAAAAAAAGCGAAAUGCGAAUUGGAGCAGCACGAUCUCACUAACGAAAUUAACAAACUGACCUUGAAACUGCGUCUCAGAGCCAGACAGUGUGCCAGUAUGAUGUACGAUGGCGGAAAAGGACUUAGCAUAAGUGGCUACAGCCAAGAAAAGGCUUUACAUAACCUACGAAUGGAAGAACAUAAAGCGUGGAAUUUGGAUGACGUAGACUUUAACCACCUUGAUAAUCCGCUGUACAAUAAACACGACAGCUUGCUUGGCCUCAGGCGAAUGCACGUGCGAUCGCUCGGAGCUGGUGCGAGAGUGACGAGAGGUUGCGGUGGGUGCAAAAAUGCAAACUACGCUCAGAAGAUGCAACUCAAUUCCGGCAGCGGCCAGUUGCCUCAAGUGCUGAACGAAAAGCAAAGCAUACGCAGCGCAGAGCCAUUCCGGGGUAGCUUCCGCAAAAACACCGCUCAGCUGGGUGGUGGUCAGUUCUACCACGACGACGUGGCAGGCGGUCACUCGUACGGUCGCACGCGCGUGGGCGUCGGCGGUAAGUUCCAAAACACGGCGCUGCACUCGGACAAGUCGCAGCUGCUGGUGGCCGAGAACGCGCGUUCGAGGCUGAAUGACUUGAAGGCAAAAUCGCACAGCAAGGUCAGUGACUCCGGCGUGGAUGCAUACGGACGUUCGUCGGCUAUCAGUGUCAACAAGCCCAGCUGUGGUUCUGGCUGUUCACUGUGA
Messenger RNA from Soboliphyme baturini, 1089 nucleotides. Lineage: Eukaryota; Metazoa; Nematoda; Enoplea; Dioctophymatida; Soboliphymatidae. The record is from the annotation of a GenBank genome assembly.